This is a messenger RNA of Baudoinia panamericana UAMH 10762, 1086 nucleotides long. RefSeq lists its product as uncharacterized. The transcript is spliced from 2 exons. The record is from RefSeq and is a predicted model, not a curated record. Gene Ontology annotation, biological process: translation. Gene Ontology annotation, cellular component: ribosome. Gene Ontology annotation, molecular function: structural constituent of ribosome; RNA binding. The coding region runs from base 1 to 1086 and encodes 361 amino acids. Lineage: Eukaryota; Fungi; Ascomycota; Dothideomycetes; Mycosphaerellales; Teratosphaeriaceae.
AUGGCUUCCAAGUCUGGAUACCAAUGCCUUUCAUGUCUUCUCAAAGAUACCUUCACCUCCCGCGCUGCCUCAGCCUCCCGCACCACCAGCAGCAAACGUCUCUUCCAUGUCUCCACCCCUCGAUCAGCCCGUCGAAGACCCGCCUACCCUUCUGUCAAGCAGUCCCGAAUCGAUGCCGCCGCCGCUCAAGAAGCAGACAUCCAAGCCCGAGCAGCCCAAUUGCAGCCCUACACCCAGCGCGAACGAGAACUCUUAGCCAUGCGUUACACUCCUGAGCAGAUGGAGAUCAUCGAGGCCGGGGAGGCCGCAAUAAGUUCCCGUGAUAUGGCGGAACAGGGACGUCUCCGUGGUGACGCUUUCCGGCCAACGUACAUAGACGACUUCUCCACUCUCCGACCGCUCGUGGACAAGCCCGCCCGUCUGGCCCUCGACGACGCCGAAGAUCAGGCGGGAGACAAGAAGAAGAAAGACGUGAAGAAGUUGAAACUGCCCGGCCCAUUGUCCGCCACGGAGGGCUCCGGCGGCGCAGAACCGCACCUCCAGCGCCUCUCCCUCACCACCGGUCUGCCUCUCCGCACUCUCCGCAGCCUCCGAAUCAAGAACCUCGUUUCCCACCGCGUUGUAAACCAGACACGCAUGGGCAAGAUACAGUCGUUGUAUUUCCUGACGAUCGCAGGGAAUCAGGACGGCAUGGUGGGCGUGGGUGAGGGUAAGGGAGCGGAAGACGAGGAUGGCAGACGGCAGGCGAUGAUGAACGCGAUUCGAAAUCUCAAACCCGUGCCGCGGUAUGAAGGACGGACGAUUUUUGGCGAGGUGGAGGGGAAGGUCGGUGGGAGCGUGGUGAAGCUUAUGGCUCGGCCGCCUGGCUUCGGCAACAGGUGCCAACACCUCAUCUUCGAGUUGGCGCGUGCGGCCGGUAUCUCGGAUCUGGCGGCCACGACGCCGCGGUCGAGGAACAAGAUGAAUGUGGUCAAGGCGGCAUGGCAGGCGCUGACGAGCCAGCGCUUACCCGAGGACGUGGCCCGGGCGAGGGGGAGGAAGAUGGUGGAUGUGCGGAGGGUGUACUAUGGUGGGUUGGUGGGUUAA